CUUUUUGACUCUUUGGCUACCCCUUUUUCUCUCCCUCUUUGCCAUUUCUAAUUUAAGGUCAGCGUUUAUUUUAUUUAUUUUCCUUAUCCUUCUAUUUAAACUCUUGUCGUGUGGAAAAACUUUAGAAGAAGAAGAAGAAGAAUAGAAAUUUGGUGACGAUGGGGAGGCCUCCAUGUUGCGAUAAAGAAGGUGUGAAGAAAGGGCCAUGGACUCCAGAGGAGGAUAUUGUGUUGGUGUCUUAUAUUCAACAACAUGGCCCUGGGAAUUGGAGGGCUGUUCCCACUAAUACAGGGUUGCUGAGAUGCAGCAAGAGUUGCAGGCUGAGAUGGACUAAUUACCUCAGACCAGGAAUCAAACGGGGCAACUUCACUCACCAAGAAGAGAACAUGAUUAUCCAUCUUCAAGCCCUUUUGGGAAAUAGAUGGGCUGCCAUAGCAUCGUACCUUCCGCAGAGAACGGACAAUGACGUAAAGAACUAUUGGAACACGCACUUGAAAAAGAAGUUGAGGAAGCAGCUUCAAACCAACAACUCAAACUCAGGAGGAGAAAUGGGAAGAGGGCAAUGGGAGAAGAGACUUCAAACGGACAUUCGAAUGGCAAGGCAAGCGUUAUGGGAAGCCCUCACACCUCAGAAUUCAACCCCUCCAAAUUUCUCAGACUCUGAAACAAUUACAAACCCCUUCCCCUUCCAUUACUCCUCCAAAUGCACAACAUCCUACGCCUCAAGUACUGAGAAUAUCGCCAGAUUGCUCACUGGAUGGAUGAACAAAAAUCCACCAAAUAACCCUCCCACCUGCCCCAACACAAGCGAUGAAUCCGAGGCUUUUGGGUCAUUUUUCAGAUUUGAAAGUUUUGAAUCUGAAAAUUCUUCAGAUUGUGAUCAGCCUGAGACCAAGCUUUCUGUGCUGGAAAAAUGGCUGCUUGAGGAAGGUGGUGUUCAGGGAAUUAGAUCAGAUUCAUUGCCUGAAAAUGAGGAUUUAAUUAACUGAGGGGGUUUUGGUUUUUAGCUGAUUUUUAGAGUUGCCAACAUUUGCAGAGGAUCGGACGUAAUGUAAAUUCCAUCUUUAUGUUUUGUUUUACUGUCCUUUGGUUUAAUUUUUUUUUUUUUUAGUGUUUUGGUUUUUUCUUGUCUUGGAACUUUACAUUAACAAUUUGUUCUCAUCGUUCCAGGAAUAUUUAUGGCUAAUGCUAGUGAGUAGUUGGGGCUAUUAUGGUACUGAAA
Momordica charantia (bitter melon) is the source of this 1222-nucleotide messenger RNA. Its product is annotated as myb-related protein 306. The record is from RefSeq and is a predicted model, not a curated record. Lineage: Eukaryota; Viridiplantae; Streptophyta; Magnoliopsida; Cucurbitales; Cucurbitaceae. Gene Ontology annotation, biological process: response to auxin.